UCACCUUUCUGGACUCGUAUUUGCAAGUGUUGGAGCGGGGAUUUUUGCGAAUUUUUUACCAGUUCUUUGCAACCUUGACUUUGUAGUGUAGUUGUUAUACAUCACAUCUAUGUAAAUGGCAUACGGCAUUAUCACCUGUCACUUUCAUUUCUGCAGGCAGAUACCAUUUAUGGAAGGUCCGGUGCAAAGUAAAUAACGCAUUACAGAUUAUGACUUGGUAUGUGUAAUUGUAGAGAGUGCCCAGGUGAACAAAAGAAUACAAAAAUUGCAAAAAUAUUAUAAAACUAAUGCAACAUGCCUUCGCUCGCAAAAGCAAUAAAUUCAAAGUAUCAUUCCGACAAUUUUGUGUAUAAUGGGCCAGAAGACGGAUCUUUUGUUAUUUUUGCACCGAAAAAGAUUCCAUUACUUAAAGGAGCAACACCUCAAACCCUUGUUCUAAAUGAAUGCAUGAUUGACACUGCUGGAGAUUUAGGGGAGCUUGAAAAUGUAUGUGCAAAAGUUGCUGAGCUUGAUUUGUCUCAUAACGAUCUCAAGUCAUGGGAAGAGGUAUUGAAAAUCAUGAAGAAUUUCAACAGUCUAAAGUUCCUUAAUUUGAGCUACAACAAAAACUUGUCACAAGAAAUUGAUAAUAAUUUAUGCCUCGAUUUUGCUUCUAAUUUGGAGACCCUGGUCUUAAUUGGCACUGAGAUUAAGUGGAAUUCAAUUUCUUCGCUUUUAAGCGUUCUCACGUCCUUGAAGGAGUUGCAUCUUUCUUUAAAUCAGAUUCGUUGUCUCACCAAGGAAGAAGAGUUUUGCAACAUUGAAAAGCUCACGUUCGAUGGAAAUCUAAUGUCUGACUGGGGAGAAGUUGCGAAAUUAGGAAAAACUUUCCCGUCCUUGAAGCAGCUAAGCUUAUCCAACUGUCCAUUACGCCUGCAAGUAUUUAAUUCAGAUGACGUGGGCGGAAAGUGCGUCGAGGACACUUUUCAAAACUUGGAAGUGCUUAACCUUUCGUCCACAUUGUUGGAAACGGAGGAUGAACUUUUGAGAUUGAAUAAUUUCCCAAAAUUGAGAGAAUUACGGAUUUCCGGAAUUCCAUUUUUAGAAAGAGUUGAAGAAAAACAAAGACGACAAGAACUUAUCGCAUUGUUGCCAAAAAUUCGAGUAUUAAACGGAGGAGCUGAAAUUAUGCAGGACGAAAGAGAAAGUGCAGAACGAUUUUUCAUUCGAAAGUUUUUAGACGUGGAGGAAAAACCUUUGAGGUAUUUCGAACUUACCGAAAAGCAUGGACAACUCUUACCUUUGGCGGACAUUAAUUUUAAACCCGUGACAAAGGUUACGUUAAAAAUCAAGUUUGGAUCAGAGACAGUUAAUCAGAAAAUCAACUUGCGACAAAGCGUUAAAGAACUUAAGAAGUUCCUGGAACCAACUGUGGGCUUGCCUGCAUCAAGAAUGGAUUUAUACUUCUUGGACCUAGGAUUGGGCGGUCGAAACAUACUUCGACAUCCCAACAAACAAUUAUACACGUACAAUAUGCACGACGGUGACGAAAUAUAUGUCGAAAUUAAAAACAAUUGUUCCAUGCAAAUUUCCCAACGGUAGUGUAAAGGCUGGCAGUAAAAUUAAUAAGCCAAAAAUAAUAAAAAUUAAACACUUUCUGUAAUAUCUAUUCAAUAUUUUCUGUAAUUAUAAAGUAAUUAUUCAAUUAUACUAGCGAAACAAA
Molecule: messenger RNA, 1702 nt
Organism: Folsomia candida
Lineage: Eukaryota; Metazoa; Arthropoda; Collembola; Entomobryomorpha; Isotomidae
Product: tubulin-specific chaperone cofactor E-like protein
Exons: 7
Coding region: 295-1581 (428 amino acids)
Biological process (GO): protein folding
Molecular function (GO): alpha-tubulin binding
Source: RefSeq, a predicted model, not a curated record